AUGGCACGGGUAUACCGUGACGCGGCUGCCGUCCUGGUGCUCGAUGGCGGCCUUCAGCUUUGCCGCUCUACCGAGCCUCUCGCUACGAGAUUAAUGCGUGUCCUGACUUCGGGCUGGAUGAGACGCCUCUGGACGCUCCAAGAAUCGGUGCUAUCCAAGGAACUCCAUUUUGCCUUUGCUGACACUCGGGUGUUGAUGAAAGAUCUAAUACCGUCGACUGCCGAUAUUUACAUAUAUGCACACCUGGGCGACCUGGCCGCAGAGUUGUUUCGACUCAUGAAACGAUCAUCGUAUGGGUCAUACUCAAUAGGCGAUGUCGCUCGAUCACUACGAUGGAGGACUACAUCAAGACCAUCAGACGAAACACUAGCGGUUGCCAGUCUGCUGGGCAUGCAGCCCUCGGUCCUUGUGGAGCUGAGUCCGGAGCGCAGGAUGAUACGUCUGAUACAAGCCAUGGGCAGGGUUCCCCGGAACGUGCUCUUUUUAAAGGGGGGCAAGCAACAAGUUCCGGGAUUCCGCUGGGCUCCAACGUCGUUCAUGGCGGCCCAUGGAGGGAGUAGCGGAUUGCAGCUAUCAACAUCCGAAUCCGACGCGGUUGUAACGCCUCAGGGUCUCGAGGCCACGUACUACGCUCUACUUUUCCCCAAGACAACCUUUGAAGGAGGAAGGCCUUGGCAACUGAAGGAUACCAAGACUGGCAGACUAUACGCAGCAGGAGACGUGCAGCCCGGAGCCGGAAGCUAUACAUGCGACAUGGUGUUAACGAUGAACAGCAUACAGCCCGGAAGUGCUACUUCGUGCGUCGGCGUUCGAAAGAACGGGCAACACGUGAAGUCGAAUGGGACCUUUACUGUUUACUGCGAAUGCCAACGUCGUCUGGUGCUGAACAGCGUGGCCUCCUUGAGAGAGGAUUCCACCGAGGUGGUUGUCUGUCAUGUGUCUGGAGAGCUGUCAGUAUGCGUGGGCUAA
Molecule: messenger RNA, 969 nt
Organism: Hirsutella rhossiliensis
Lineage: Eukaryota; Fungi; Ascomycota; Sordariomycetes; Hypocreales; Ophiocordycipitaceae
Exons: 1
Coding region: 1-969 (322 amino acids)
Source: RefSeq, a predicted model, not a curated record